Molecule: messenger RNA, 336 nt
Organism: Aspergillus piperis CBS 112811
Lineage: Eukaryota; Fungi; Ascomycota; Eurotiomycetes; Eurotiales; Aspergillaceae
Product: P-loop containing nucleoside triphosphate hydrolase protein
Exons: 2
Coding region: 1-336 (111 amino acids)
Molecular function (GO): ATP hydrolysis activity; ATP binding; ATPase-coupled transmembrane transporter activity
Source: RefSeq, a predicted model, not a curated record
AUGGCGAACGGAUCGACCCUGUCUGGGGGGCAGCGCCAGCGCAUGGCCAUCGCGAAGGCGCUUCUAUGUCGACCAAAGAUUCUUCUACUUGAUGAGGCAACCUCUGCCCUGGACUCCGCCUCAGAGGAACUAGUCCAGAGGACAAUUCAGCGUGUGAUGAAAGGGCGAACGGUCAUCGCUAUUGCCCAUCGACUAAAGACGAUUGUCGAUGCUGAUGAGAUCUUAGUAUUCAAGCAUGGACAGAUUGUAGAAAGAGGUAGCCACGGGAAGUUGAUGCAACUUGAGGGUGAAUAUUGGCAGAUGGCCAGGUUACAGUCACUGAUGGGGGAAGAAUGA